This is a messenger RNA of Haemonchus placei, 1665 nucleotides long. The record is from the annotation of a GenBank genome assembly. Lineage: Eukaryota; Metazoa; Nematoda; Chromadorea; Rhabditida; Trichostrongylidae.
GUCAUGGAAGAGCUGCUAGAAGCUAUUCGCAAUCCAUUCUUCAUAGUCUAUGUGUCGGUUUUAUUGUCAUUCUGUGUGGUGAGUGGAAGUCAGCAACUGGGCGACAAAGUUGAACUGGAAUUCCAAGCGUUUCGACUUCAACAAUAUGAACUCAACGGCAAUGUCAUAGGAAGUAAACAUUUUCGAGUGCAGUAUGAAGCGGUGUCAUUGAAUUCAAAAGCGCUAAGAAAAUGCGUCGUGACAUCGUGGCGUGAUUUGACCAGCCGGCACCUCGAUGUCUUGUUGGAGACAACUGUCGGUGCAUUGCUGAUUAUAAUCCCGUCGGAUUUGGAUGCUUUGUCACCUGCGGAUAAAACGCUGUUUAUGGAGCUCGAGCAGAAACUAGCAACCGCUCGAACAGAUCUCGCUGUGUACGUUUCGCAUUCAUCUCCCGAGGCAAAUGCUAUUCUGAGUGACGUGCAGUCUGCCUCUGGUGUCAGUAUCUCGGCAACUCAGCAACUCAUCAAUUCGAUAGCGGCAAAUACAUUCCAGUUUACCUCGACUGGAUCGCCAUCGACGAGCCCAUUGACUUACAAGCCUAACAAUAUCAUAGGUCGCCUGAGCAGCACCGAACGGUCUGCUCCUACCAUUGCUUUUGUUGCUCACUAUGACUCACAUGCUGGUGCUGCUGUGGGUGCUGAUUCGAAUGGCAGUGGUAUAGUAGCUCUGCUUGAGUUGUUGGCAAUUUUUCGCAAACUCUAUGAGAAACCUUCCACGAGACCUCCCUUCAAUUUAGUAUUCGUUUGGACAGCAGCAGGAAAAUACAAUUAUCAGGGUGCAAGGCAAUUUAUCGAAGAUUUUCAAAGCGAUAAUUCUGGUAGGUGGUUUACCUAUGAUAACCGACUUGAGCUUGCAAUCUGUGUUGAGGCAGUUGGAGGUCCGGGACCAUUAUGGAUGCAUGCUUCAAAGCAGCCUGCUGAUGGGUCUGCUGCAGAUCGGCUCCUCAGACGUCUUCGCCUGGCUGCACCCAAUCAAAGUGUCGAGCUAGUCACAAAGAAAAUCAGCAUGAACCAACCAUCUGCAUGGGAGCACGAAAAAUUCAAUAUCAAACGUCUUCCUGCUGUCACUUUGUCUCGUAUAUCCAGCCACGAUAAUUCUAUCAGAAAGUCGAUGUUGGAUACGACAAGUCGAAUAAGCUUAGACGCAUUGGAGAAAAAUAUCCGAACCAUCGCCGAAGCUGUGCUUGGGCAUAUGCUUUCGCUACCUGAGGGUGGUUACUCGACUGAUCCUCGUGUAUCUGCUGAUACAUCCGUUUUGUCGCGGGAUGCUGUCGAUCGCCAACGACUAGCACAUGCAGUGCGGCUUUUUGCAUCGCGCCCACGACCAGUUGCAGAUGAAGCGGCUACGGUUGCUUGCGCGGCAAAUUUGGCAGUGGCUGUCACUGUAUCACCUGUUUCUAUGCAUGAAGUGCAAAUAUGGCCUGGAACUUCCGACCGCCUUUUGGCCGAGCGAGUGAAACCAGCCGUGUUUGAUUUGAUUAUAGCCUGUGGUGUUUUCGGAUACUUAGCUAUGUUUUACUACGUGAGCACAGCUUUUUUCUUCUCUACAUUUAUUCGAGGAUUUUUGGAACGGGGGUACUGUGUAUCUUUUUUUUUAGAUUGCCAGCAGAGCACAGCGAGCGCUUGA